Molecule: messenger RNA, 873 nt
Organism: Durusdinium trenchii
Lineage: Eukaryota; Dinophyceae; Suessiales; Symbiodiniaceae
Source: the annotation of a GenBank genome assembly
CUUCGAACUGGACACGAGAACUUCUACGUGUUUUGCGCGCCUUCGGCGAAGAAGACGUGUGCUGUGGCGCCAUGGCCGGCCUAGCGGGAUUGGUGCCUUUAGCCUUUAACCUGGACGAUGAGACUCCAGCAUUCCUGCUCGACAGUGAGGCAGAGCGACUGGAGUCCUUCUCAGAUCGGGAGUCCACGGAGGGAAGGCCUGGAGCCUUUUGCUGUUUGGCCUGGGAAUGGCUUGAUGCUUCCCUUCCGGAGUCUGUUUACAAGCUUGAGGUUCUCCGCGUGGUUCUGGCUAUCCUCCUUGGCAUUGUGCUCGUUGGUGUGCCCAUCGUCCUGCAGGAUUUCCCAGAGCCGCAAGCACUGUCUUUCUUCGCGAUUAUCGGGCUAUAUGUGGCAUGGGCGCUUGUACAGAACAAACUGGUGAGGAUUUAUAGUUCCUCUACUCGUCCAACACAGGUGGGUCGGAUUUGGGCGCAGCUCACAGCAGAGCAAGUGGAUCAUCUCGGCUCACACAAUGACCUUGGUGAGUUCUACUUCCAGGUUUGGCAGGUCACACGCCCGCGCCGCCGACGGCGCUCACCAGCUGCGGUCUCCGUCCGUGACAUGGUAGGUGUACAAGUUUUAUCACCAUUGCGUUCGGUGACGAGCUGCUGUUGCUGUUAUCAAGACUUUGCCGAAGCCGAGCCCGAGAAUCCAGCGAUCGUCCUGCAAUGCGGCCACAUGUUCUGCCUCAACUGUAUUGCCUGCUGGUCGAGCUCCGGCAGAAGUAAUUCCGGCACAUGCCCGGUGUGUAGAUAUGAUUUCUCUGCCGAGUUGUAGGGGGAGACCACUGUAGAGUACUGUAGAUUGGGGGCGUCCCAUGAUCUGGAACAGUCGG